GAUGUUUUUAAAGAGCAGUGCAGAUGUGGAUAAAACGCACAGAAGCUACAAGGUUUUUUUUUCAAUCGCAAAACUCUUCAAAGGUUCAUUUACGAAUAUGAAGUUCCUGGCAAUAUCUGCUAUUCUUUUAUUAUUGAGUUGGCAAUGUGAAUCUCAGACGACUGCGGGCACAGGUAAUUCAACAAUAACUAAUGUAACAGCUACAGGUGGCAUGACCAUUCCAGCUGCAAGUGGAAUGACGACCCCAGGUGCAGGUGUGACGACGACUCCAGUUGCAGGUGUAGCGACUAGCCCAGGUGCAGGUGUAAUGACGACAGCUGCAGGUGGCGUGACAGCAGUCACAGGUCAACCCGUAACGUCCAGCGGUGUAGGGACUACAGAUACCUCUAACGUUACGUCGGGAACGUCUGCAGUGACAGGCAAAGAUGUGAGUACAGUGGCACCCACAGUUUGUACAAAGGUAUGCAUGGACCCCCAGGACAAGCCUUGUGUGGAAUCAGACGCCAACUGUACCUGUAACGAAACGUGCAGCGAGGUGGGGAAACCCUCCCCGCAGUCAGGCGGACUGUCCGGCGGGGAGAUAGCGGGGGUCGCCGUCGGUGCCGUGGCCGGAGUCGUUCUGAUCGGAGCAGUGGCGGCUGCACUGGUCACGUGUAAGAAGAAGAAAGGAAGAUCGGUGUCGCCCAACUCUCGUACGGCUAUGGUAGAGGAGGGUAGCAAUGGAGAGCAACAGGUAGACGGUUGAACUGAAAGGAUAAAAAACACACACACACACACAAAUAAAUGAGGACUUGUUUAUGAUUAAUAUUUUUGGGCGUUCCAAGUGAUUUGUUAAUUGUUUAUCGACGACUUUUUGCGUGCGAAAUAGCUCCAAGAGUAAAACAUAGUGAGAUACAUAUGCUAUCUCACUCGUCAGUGUGUAUCUUUGUGACGUCUUUAGUUAAUAUAAAGAUGAAGGCCCAAGUUUAACUGUACUCGUGAGGACCUUAAAACAUUUACACAAGUCCAGAGACCGGUGACGACCUAAUUUGGACCGGAUAUAGCUGAGUUUGAUUAGAUACAUCUAGGUUAUUUUGAAAGAGAAAAGACAUAUUUUGAUAUUUUUGAUAUAAAUAUCGCAUCGGUUUAGAUGACUAGUUGGCAUGUAAUGUUGAUUUACUGGUCUAGUGUGUAUUAAUAUUAGUGAUGUAUCUCUUGAGAGUCAUCUUUGCUAUGUAAAUAUUGACAUUGUAUCUCAUGAUCAGCGCAUGUAUGAUGUUCGUUGAAAAUCCAGGACGUUGUUAUUAAUGAGGUCAUCUUUUCUAUGACUCUUUGGACCAUGACGGCCGAAACGGUUGCUGUUGAUGAAACAAUUUAUACACAGAACACGUAUGGCUUCCUUAUUAGUUGUUGACAGAAAGGAACAAAAACUCGCUAUAUAGAAAAGAUUAAGAAAACUUUUCACCGAGUCGGUCGGAGAUGUCAAAAGAUGAAGAAAAGAAACAUCUGAAUCAAGAAAUAAAUUGUGUCAAUUUUAA
Molecule: messenger RNA, 1517 nt
Organism: Branchiostoma floridae (Florida lancelet)
Lineage: Eukaryota; Metazoa; Chordata; Leptocardii; Amphioxiformes; Branchiostomatidae
Product: cell wall integrity and stress response component 2-like
Exons: 4
Coding region: 2-745 (247 amino acids)
Source: RefSeq, a predicted model, not a curated record